Messenger RNA from Carica papaya (papaya), 1017 nucleotides. RefSeq names its product protein LIFEGUARD 2. The record is from RefSeq and is a predicted model, not a curated record. NCBI's taxonomy places the organism in Eukaryota, Viridiplantae, Streptophyta, Magnoliopsida, Brassicales, Caricaceae. Gene Ontology annotation, cellular component: membrane.
GCGACGCAUCACGAACUUUCUCAUCCCUUCCCGUCCAUCAUUCUGUUAUUUAUUGGCAAUCCACCAUUCCUCUUCCCCUGACACGGAAAUCAAUCCCUAAAACCAGAAAUUCCGAGUUGAAGAUGUGGGCUGUACCGCCUAGAAAGAAUGACCUGGAAUCCGGAGCAAGGCCUCUGUAUCCGAUGAUGCUGGAGAGUCCCGAGCUUAGAUGGGCCUUCAUUCGGAAAAUCUAUUCGAUCAUAAGUAUACAGUUGCUCGCCACUAUUGCGGUGGCCGCCACGAUUGUUUCGGUUCGUCCGAUCGCGCUUUUCUUCGUUACUACCGGCGCUGGGUUGGCGCUCUACAUAAUCCUCAUCAUCAUGCCUUUUAUCGUUUUAUGUCCGCUGUAUUACUAUCACCAGAAGCAUCCUGUGAACUAUCUGCUGCUCGGGGUUUUCACAAUCUCCCUGGCUUUUUCCGUCGGUUUAACAUGUGCAUUUACAAGCGGGAAGGUGAUUUUGGAAUCUGUCAUUUUGACGGCUGUUGUAGUAAUAAGCCUAACUCUGUACACAUUCUGGGCUGCACGGAGAGGCCAUGACUUCAACUUCUUAGGACCCUUCUUGUUUGGUGCUGUUCUUGUUCUUCUGGUGUUUGCUUUAAUUCAGAUGCUCUUCCCACUGGGUAAAAUCUCUGUGAUGAUCUACGGUUGCUUGGCGUCUAUCAUUUUCUGUGGAUUCAUUGUAUACGAUACAGACAAUCUGAUCAAGCGAUACACUUACGACGAAUACAUUUGGGCUGCGGUAGCUUUGUAUUUGGAUAUCAUAAAUCUCUUCCUCUCGCUAUUAACAAUAUUCAGAGCUGCUGAAAGCUGAAGAAAAUUCUUGUUUUCGACUUGGGUUUUUCUCCAGGUCUUUGGUUUCUGUGUAAAGAAAAUACUCAUGCUGGAAACAAGUUUGAACUCUGUUAAUAAGAAGAUUGAUGAUGAAUUUGUUUUCUUAAACUAAACAUUCACUGUACCAAAUUAUUCAUUUGACUGCA